AGCAAGAUGCCCAAGGAAAAGAAGGCUAAGAGGAAGAGGGUGGCCCCAACCCACACCAUCAUGAAGAAACAGGAGGCCAAAAAGAUGGUGAAUCCUUUGUUUGAGAAAAGGCCUAACAACUUUGGCAUUGGGCAGGACAGCCAGCCCAAAAGAGAUCUCACACGCUUCAUCAAAUGGCCCCGUUACAUUCAGCUGCAGCGGCAAAGGGCCAUUCUCUAUAUGAGUCUCAAAGUACCUCCUGCCAUUAACCAGUUCACCCAGGCCCUGGACCAGCAAACAGCUACCCAGCUGCUUAAGCUUACCCACAAGUACAGGCCAGAGACAAAGCAGGAGAAGAAGCAAAGGCUGUUGGCCCGUGCUGAAAAGAAAGCUGCUGGCAAAGGAGAUGUCCCAACUAAGAGGUCACCUGUCUUUCAAACAGUGACCACCUUGAUGGAGAAGAAGAAGGCUCAUCUGGAGCUGGUGGUGAUCACCCACAAUGUAGACUCCAUUGAGCUGGUGGUCUUCCUGCCUGCCUUGUGUCAGAAGAUGGGGGGCCCCUACUGCAUCAUCAAGGGAAAGGCCAGGCGGGGGCGGCUGGUCCACAGGAAGAUAUUCUCCACUGUUGCCUUCACACAGGUUAACUCGGAAGACCAGGGUGCUCUGGCUAAGCUGGUGGAAGCUAUUAGGAUCAAUUACAAUGACAGAUAUGAUGAGAUCCACUGCCACUGGGGAGGCAAUGUCCUGGGUCCUAAAUCUGUGGCUCAAAUUGCCAAGCUGGAAAAGGCAAAGGCCGAAGAACUCACCACUAAACUGAGUUAA
Cricetulus griseus (Chinese hamster) is the source of this 801-nucleotide messenger RNA. The record is from RefSeq and is a predicted model, not a curated record. Lineage: Eukaryota; Metazoa; Chordata; Mammalia; Rodentia; Cricetidae.